Molecule: messenger RNA, 2020 nt
Organism: Limulus polyphemus (Atlantic horseshoe crab)
Lineage: Eukaryota; Metazoa; Arthropoda; Merostomata; Xiphosura; Limulidae
Product: putative ferric-chelate reductase 1 homolog
Exons: 14
Coding region: 86-1702 (538 amino acids)
Molecular function (GO): oxidoreductase activity, acting on metal ions
Source: RefSeq, a predicted model, not a curated record
AACAGGUGGAUGAAGUAGUUUCUUAAAACUCUUCAGGUGAACUAUAAAGUUCUUUGUUUUGUCCUUUACGUAUUAAUAUUUAUGAAUGCGUUUGUCCUUGCAGUUUAAAAGUGACAUUGAAGAAAAUUCCGUUUCAGUUACAAUUUCUGCUUCAAGAGGAGAACCAUUUAAAGGAUUUCUUCUGGAGGCUCGAUUGAAAGCUAACUCAUCACAUAUCGUUAAUGGAAGGUUUACUGCGGACGAGAACAGUCUUCUUAUAAACUGCAAUUCAUCAAAAAAGAAUUCCUUGACUCAUGGAAAUGUGAAAGAUAAAAAAGAAUUUAUAACAAAGUGGAUACCUCCUGCUAACUUCAAAGGGAAAGUAAUAUUUAGGGGCACAGUAUUGAAAGAUUUUAAGACCUUUUGGGUAAAUAUUGAUACAUCACCACUUUGGGUUGUUGGUCCAUCUCUUCAGCCAGAAAGAAAGCCUGAACUCUCUGUGGACUUGUAUAGUGACUGUGAGGCUAAGAGAAAAAGCUGUUUUGGAAUGCCUGCACUAUGUGUCAAAAACAAGAACUGUUAUGUAAUCUUAACUUGUGUUUACAAGAAUGGUGAGGUAGAGUUUAAGAUGACUGGUACUCUAGGGCUGUUUGAUAAGUACAUUGCUGUUGGAAUCUCGGAAGAUGUUAAAAUGCAGGGUGAAGACAGCAUAACUGAAUGUAUGUUGGUAAAUAGAAGAGUUGUUGUUCGACAGAGUUGGAACAUUAAUUCAACUUAUAAAAAUGAAGUUUUGGAUAAUGAACUUGGUAUCUAUGAUCAGUCAGGAGAGUAUGUGGAUGGUGUGAUAACCUGCCACUGGAAACAGAAAGUUAUUGCAACCAGGAAAAACACUGUUCAGAGCAUAAUAGGUAAAAAGUACCAUCUUCUUCUCGUCAAAGGACCUGCGAGUGUAGAAGGUGUUAAGAGGAAACAUAAUGAAAGAGCUGUCUCAGAUAAACCAGUAAACCUGAUGUUGAUAUCAACAGUGGAAGGUGACAAGGUGCCACUAUUCAUUAAACUGCAUGGGAGUUUUAUGGUAACAGCUUGGAUUGGAUUUGUAGGUCUUGCUAUGAUAAUAGCAAGACAUUAUAAGCAAGUGUGGCAAAAUAACACACUUUGCACAAUGAACAUUUGGUUUGCUGUCCACCAGUUUUUGAUGUUGUUGAGCUUGUCCCUGAUAAUUGCAGCGUUUGUGCUUAUUUUCCUUCAUGUGGAAGGAUGGAGUCAAGUUGAUCCAAACCCCCAUCCUAUUACAGGCUGUGUAGCUACAGGACUAGCACUACUUCAACCAAUAAUGGCUCUAUUUCUUCCAAAACCUGAUGCCAAGAACAGGUCCAUCUUCAAUUGGCUUCACUGGUUUGUGGGAAAUACUUCAAAAAUUUUAGCAGUUUUGACAAUAUUCUUGGCGGUGUCGCUCGAAGCAGCUAACCUUCCUUAUGCCUACUAUUGGAUCUUGGUGGGUUACAUCACAUUUUAUUUCCUUUUCCAACUGCUCAUGCAUAUCCAUGCAUGCAUCGUGGAUAGAAAGAAAGGAACUGAGAAAGGUAAACAAGAAUUAAAUGGAGAAGAACAAGAUAGCCCAAAAGAUGCUCCAGGAAGCAACUUUCGUCGUUUCAUGCUAGGGAUCUACAUUGUUAUUGUGGCAGGGCUGGUUGCAGCCUUGGUGUUACUCAUCUGGUUGUAAAGGUGUACAUCUUGUUAAAUAAAAUGUUUAAUUUCUUAAAACAAUCCAGUUCCUGAAACAUUACGAAAAAACACGUAUAGUAUAGUAUAGAUAUAGUUUGUUGUUGGACGGUUGAAGUGAAUAAAUAAUCAUUAUGUGAAUGUUGUAUACAGUUCCACUGGUAUAUGAUUGAUAACGAAAACAAGGGCAAAUGCUUCAAAUGUAAGCAUGUAGGGCGAUAAUAUACAACGUUUCAAUAUGCACAAUAAGUUAAAGCAGAAAUAUAUAUACGCUAAAAAACUACAUGUUUCAAUACAACACGCUCCACCAUCUUCAGAA